This is a messenger RNA of Pichia kudriavzevii, 333 nucleotides long. RefSeq lists its product as uncharacterized. The coding region runs from base 1 to 333 and encodes 110 amino acids. Lineage: Eukaryota; Fungi; Ascomycota; Pichiomycetes; Pichiales; Pichiaceae. The transcript has a single exon. The record is from RefSeq and is a predicted model, not a curated record.
AUGCAACGGAUACUUGGUACCAAGGCCUUUGGAUGGCAGGACGACAUGCUCUUCUGUCCGCUCGUGCUGGACGCUUUGAACGUCUUGGAGCCGGGCUCGGCGCCUUUGUUGUCUGCAUCGUCAGGGACAACAACGGCCACAGCAACGGCCACGGCUACUAGUACAACCACCACUUCUGCAGUAGCUGCUACGAGGGAUGGAUGCUUGAGUGCAAACACUACUGUUGCCGCCAGUGUGGCCAGGUCGGCAGUCCACACGCCCAGACCAAAGAAGGUCUUGGACAUUGUCAACCCACAUACAGGACUCCGUGUCUCGUCUCCGAAACCGCUGUAA